UUAUCACUCAUGCACCGUCACCACCACUAUGCCACUACCAUGUCCCCGGAUUGCGACGGCUAGCUGCAAGAUAAACAUACAUACAAAUAUCUCCCCGGCUGCAAGAUAAACAUAUAUCUUCCCUACUACCACACCAAGUUGAUUAUGAUGCACAACAAACUAAUUUAAAUCAUGCAUUAAUUACAUUGACUUUUUAUCGCAUUACAAAGUCAAAACGAUCUCUCUCUAUAUAUAUACUUCUACUACAAAGACAUCCAUGAGGCUCACAUUAGUCACGAUGGAUAGACUUCCACUAAAAUUUAAGAUAAAGAAAUUAAUAUAAUCACUAAUUGAUAAUUGUUUAUUGUAUUGCAUUGCAUGAACUAAACGAUCCUUGUCGCUAUUCAGACGUGAUAAGAUGGCGGUAGUGGAAGUUUGACCACCGCAAUAUCUUGCUAUACUGUUAUUAUAAAUACCUACCUCGUUAGUUAAUCCGAAGCACCAUCACCAGCAUCUCGCAUCGCAUGCCAUAAUAAAUCAUCAUGUCUUCCACCACCACCACCACCACCAUCAACUCCUUCCUCCUCCUCCUCUUCUUCUCGUCGAUUCUAUGCUUCCAGUUAUUUAUAACUGUCUCGAAUUCCAGCCCCUCCGACCAGACUGGGGGCGGCGCAACCAGCCCGGAGCAGCCAGCCGGAGGAUCCGGCGGCGGUUCCGGCCCCGGGUGGGAGUACAGGUGGGGGUGGGGGGCAAGCCCGGGGGCAGGCUGGGGUUAUGGCUCCGGCUCCGGCCAAAGUCCUAGUGGAAGUGGGAAGGGGUUCGGGUACGGGUCCGGGUCUGGAUACGGGUCUGGCUCCGGAUUCGGUUACGGGUUCGGUGGAGCGGGCGGAGGCAGUGAGGCCGGGCGAGGAGGAGCUUAUGGUUACGGAGGUGGAUACGGCGGCGGAGCCGGCGGCGAAGGUGGCGGCGGCGGUGGCGGGGGUGGCGGUGGCCGGGGUGGCGGCGGCGGCGGAUCGGGCUUCCGUGGAGGACGGCCGCCGCAGUUCUCGAAUCGUAAAUGUUGUUGAUGUAAGAUGGAGCCUAAAGAACAUGACAUUAUGUCAAAUAGCAGUACAUGUCUUUUAUAGCAACUCUGUUCGAUCAUUCUGCCAACCUUGGCAAAGAUAUCAAUACAUAGAUGGAAAAUAUUAAUCUGCUUA
Zingiber officinale is the source of this 1178-nucleotide messenger RNA. Its product is annotated as glycine-rich cell wall structural protein 2-like. The transcript has a single exon. Bases 522 to 1046 code for a protein of 174 amino acids. Lineage: Eukaryota; Viridiplantae; Streptophyta; Magnoliopsida; Zingiberales; Zingiberaceae. The record is from RefSeq and is a predicted model, not a curated record.